GAAUGGUUCUAUCCAUUUUUGCAACUGGCAUGGAAUCACGUGCAUCAAAGAGUUACAGCGUUGAAGUUACCUGGAUAUAAGUUGCAUGGAUCUUUAUCUUCUCAUGUCGCCAAUCUCACUUUUCUCAGACACGUCAACCUUGCAGACAACAAAUUCUCUCGAAAAAUCCCCCAAGAGUUGGGUCAGUUGUUACAAUUAAAGGAACUCUAUCUCGCCAAUAACUCGUUCUCUGGAGAAAUUCCUACAAACUUGACAAAUUGUUUCAACCUUAAAUACUUAUCCUUGAGAGGGAACAAUUUGAUUGGAAAAAUACCAAUUGAAAUUGGGUCUCUUCAAAAGCUUAAACAAUUUAGUGUUACACGAAACCUUUUGACUGGAAGAGUCCCUCCAUUCUUAGGGAAUCUUUCAUAUUUGAUAGGUUUUUCAGUUUCUUAUAACAAUUUGGAGGGAGAUAUUCCACAAGAAAUAUGUCGUCUCAAAAACUUGGCAGUGAUGGUAAUGGUGGUCAACAAAAUAUCUGGUACAUUUCCUUUGUGUCUUUACAAUAUGUCAUCUCUUACUAUGAUCUCAGCUGCAUCAAAUCAGUUUGAUGGCUCACUUCCAUCCAACAUGUUUAACACUCUCCCUUAUCUUAAAGUAUUUGCAAUCAGUGGUAAUCAAAUUUCAGGUCUAAUUCCCAUUUCUGUUGAAAAUGCUUCUACACUUGCAGAACUUGAUAUCAGUAAUAACCUUUUUGUCGGAAAUGUUCCAAGUCUAGGGAGGCUACAUUAUCUUUGGGGGCUAAAUUUGGAAAUAAAUAAUCUUGGUGACAAUUCAACUAAGGAUUUAGAAUUUUUAAAACCAUUGACAAAUUGUAGUAAUUUGCAAGCAUUUUCUAUAUCCCAUAAUAAUUUUGGAGGUAGUUUGCCAAGUUUCAUAGGUAAUUUUACCACCCAACUUAGUCGACUGUAUUUUGCAAGCAAUCAAAUAUCAGGGAAAAUUCCUUUAGAAAUAGGAAAUCUAAAUAGUUUAAUUCUAUUGAGAAUGAAAAAUAACUAUUUUGAAGGGACGAUUCCUUCAACUAUUGGGAAGUUUCAAAAGAUUCAAGUGCUAGAUUUGUAUGGAAAUAAGCUGUCAGGAGAAAUACCAUCCUCUAUAGGCAACCUUAGUCAUCUGUAUCAUUUGAAUUUAGGGAAAAAUAUGUUCGUAGGAAAUAUUCUGUCAAGUAUAGGCAACUUGCAAAAGUUACAAAUGUUAUACCUUUCAAGAAACAACCUUAGAGGAGACAUACCUUCAGAGGUUUUGAGUCUUUCAUCUUUAACAACAGGAUUGUUCUUAUCCCAAAACUUUUUGAGUGGAAGUCUACCUGAUGAAGUCGGUCAACUACAAAAUAUUGUGCGGAUUGAUGUCUCUAAAAAUUGGUUGUCUGGUGAGAUUCCUAGAACCUUGGGAGAAUGCUUAAGCUUAGAAUACCUUAUUUUGACAGGGAAUUCAUUCAAUGGAAGCAUACCAUCCUCUUUGGAAUCUCUCAAAGGUCUUCGAGUGUUAGACCUCUCAAGAAACCAAUUAUCCGGAUCAAUUCCAAAAGUUUUGCAAAAUAUUUCUUCGAUAGAAUACUUCAAUGCAUCAUUCAACAUGCUGGAAGGAGAGGUACCAACUAAAGGUGUCUUUCGAAAUGCCAGUGCAAUGACAGUUAUUGGAAACAAUAAGCUUUGUGGAGGAAUUUUAGAGUUGCAUCUACCGCCAUGCUCUAAACCUGCAAAACACCGUAACUUCAAGUUGAUAGUAGGGAUAUGUAGCGCCGUUUCUCUUCUUUUCAUUAUGAUAUCCUUUCUAACUAUCUAUUGGAAAAGGGGAACGAUACAAAAUGCAUCUUUGUUGGAUUCACCAAUAAAAGAUCAGAUGGUUAAGGUUUCGUACCAAAACCUACACCAAGCAACCAAUGGGUUCUCGACAAGAAACUUGAUAGGAUCUGGAUAUUUUGGUUCUGUUUACAAAGGAACACUUGAGUCGGUGGGUGGAGAUGUUGCCAUAAAAGUCCUAAACCUUAAAAAGAAGGGAGUUCACAAGAGUUUCAUUGCUGAAUGUAAUGCACUAAAAAAUAUUAGGCACAGAAAUCUAGUUAAAAUUUUGACUUGUUGUUCCAGCACAGAUUACAAAGGAAGUGAGUUUAAAGCUCUUGUAUUUGAGUACAUGAGAAAUGGAAACUUAGAAAAUUGGUUGCAUCCCACAACUGGAAUUACAGAUCAACCCAUAUCACUGACUCUUGAGCAAAGGUUAAAUAUUAUUACUGAUGUUGCGUCAGCAUUUUGUUAUCUUCAUUACGAAUGCGAGCAACCUGUCAUUCACUGUGAUUUAAAGCCUGAAAAUAUUCUUCUUAAUGACAUCAUGGUAGCUCAAGUGAGUGAUUUUGGGUUAGCAAAGUUGCUCUCAAGUGUUGGAGUCGCUCUGACGCAGAGUAGCACAAUUGGAAUAAAGGGGACAAUUGGCUAUGCACCUCCAGAGUAUGGAAUGGGUUUUGAGGUGUCAACUGAAGGUGACAUGUAUAGCUUUGGAAUUCUGUUAUUAGAAAUGUUAACUGGAAGGAAACCCACAGAUGAAUUGUUUAAAGAUGAUCAUAAUCUCCAUAAUUAUGUGAAACUUUCAAUUCCAGACAACCUUUUCCAUAUUGUGGAUCGAUCUAUUAUCAUCGAAUCAGAACACAAUACUGACAAUGGUAAUACUGGCAGUAUACAUCCUAAUGUAGAGAAAUGUUUACUUUCACUUCUUAGGAUUGCACUUUCUUGUUCAGUGGAAUCACCAAAAGAAAGAAUGAAUAUGGUUGAUGUAAUAAGGGAGCUCAAUAUCAUAAAAAGUUUCUUUCCUGCCGAGGUUCAACAAAGGCGAGGUGCAUCACAGCCACAAAUCACAUGAUCUCUCAUCUAUACAUUUUAUCUUUUUGUCUAUUUAUGCUUGACAGUGGGAUGCUCAUACAGUAGUUAUGAUUUCUGUUAUCUUAUGUAUGAAUAGAUCCAUGAUUAUGUGACUUCAUGUUGGGUUAUAUUUUCUACAUGAUUUUCUUUUCAAUGUUUUGAUUUACUCUUAUAUUUGCAUGUAUGGUUUGGAUCCAGUGUGACACUUGAUUACUUCUUUAUGACAUAGGCUUUUUUUUCCAUCGAAAACUUGGUAUCUAGCUCAAUGACCGACUAAUCCAAGAAGUCCAAUCCCACUUCCACUUUUCACUUAUAGAAGCAAUGUUCGUAAAAGAUGUUUCUAUUAACGGAUAGAAGCAAUGUUCAUACAAAGUUUUCCAUGUCUUUGAAUGGAAAAUGUCAAGAGAAUGAAAAGUGAAAAAAAAAGUUUUUAAUGAAAGAAUAGGUUUUUCUCAUCCUAUAUAGACCUAACAACAUGGUUUAACACAUUUCCAAGCACAACUUGUGGUAGUUGAGACUGUGCAGAGAAGCACAAAAUGUUUGGCAGAAUGCAAAAGGUAUUGACUCCUAUAAAAACCACAAUUUACUUCAUCAUAUCAAUAGUUCUUCACAUGGUCAGUCCAGGCAAUCAAAAGACA
Medicago truncatula (barrel medic) is the source of this 3529-nucleotide messenger RNA. Its product is annotated as putative receptor-like protein kinase At3g47110. NCBI's taxonomy places the organism in Eukaryota, Viridiplantae, Streptophyta, Magnoliopsida, Fabales, Fabaceae. The transcript is spliced from 2 exons. Gene Ontology annotation, molecular function: ATP binding; protein binding; protein kinase activity. Bases 493 to 2892 code for a protein of 799 amino acids. The record is from RefSeq and is a predicted model, not a curated record. Gene Ontology annotation, biological process: protein phosphorylation.